CUUGCAGAGUAUUAUAGUACGAACUUUCGCUCGCGCACGCGUUUCUCGCGUCUGUAGAUUUAUUUACUCCAGCUUGUAACAUUAUUCGUUCGUCAUAUUUAUUCGAAUUCUGCGUGAUAUUGUUUGAAUUAAUUUAUAAUUAACUUUACAAGUGAUGUGGAUGAUAUUAAUAAAUAACUAAUUGAAUACUGUUCGGCUAACAUCAAAAGUAGCAGUUAAAAAUGUGUAAAGUUUUAAGAGCAAUUUUUUCGUACGUCCGUUUGUUUAUAGACUAUGUCAUUGACUUUUUCUUCUCCCUCUAUUGGGAGGGAAAGAAGAAACCUAUACCGGAUUUGCAGAAGAAAUAUGCGUAUUUGGCGGAUAGUGCUUGUACGUUGGCAAGAAAGAUAAAAAAUAAAGAGUUGAAAUCGGAGGAAUUGGUUCGAGCAGUUAUUGAAAGGAUUAAAGAGGUGAAUCCAGUCCUAAAUGCAGUAGUCUGCAAUAGAUAUGAGGAGGCAUUAGCUGAAGCACGGGAAGUGGACAGACUCAUUGCUGGUGGACUAUCUCCAAAAGUUGAGGAGGAGAAACCUUUCUUAGGCGUUCCGUUCACCACAAAAGAGAGUCAAGCCGUCAAAGGCAUGAAUUUAACUAUGGGUCUGUGGGCGCGGCGUAACGAGAGAGCUGAUGAAGACAGCGAGGCUGUGGUGUUAUUGAAGAAGGCCGGGGCCAUACCACUAGCUUGCACCAACUUACCUGAAUUGCUAAUAUGGCCGGAGACUAGGAACCCAGUAUAUGGUACCACCAAUAAUCCUCACCACACAGGCCGCUCGCCAGGAGGCUCCAGCGGCGCUGAGGCAGCAUUGAUGGCUACUUAUGCAACUCCCAUCAGUUUAUGUUCGGACAUUGGUGGUUCAAUUCGGAUCCCGGCAUUUUUCUGUGGUAUGUUUGGUCACCAUCCAACAGCUGAUACCACUAAUCUGAGAGGUGUAUUUUAUCGUAAGGGUGAUGAAGGGCCGUCUAUGUUUGCGCUCGGCUUUAUAACGAAGCACGUAGAGGACCUUGCCCCCCUUACUAAAGUGGUAGCUGGAGAUAAAGCUGGCCUUCUUAAUUUGGACAGGAAAGUUGAUAUUAAGAACCUCAAAUACUACUAUAUGGAGACGAGUUAUGAUUGUCAGGUCAGCCCAAUCAGGUCAGAGCUGAAAGCUGUUAUGCAAAGGGUCGUAUCAAAAAUUAGGCGGGAUGUUACCACGGCCGCCAACCCUCCCCAACCUUAUCAUCACGAAGGAUUCAACUAUAUGUACCGGCUCUGGUUAUACUGGAUGAAUAAGGAACCCCAUAAUUAUUCCAGUAUGUACAACAAUGGUAAAUCGGAACCUAACGCCAUAGUGGAACUCAUUAAAAAGAUGCUCUUUAUGAGUAGGCAUUGUUUUUUUACUAUAAUGCAAUUAUUGGAGAGUCAAGUGUUGCCAAGUAUCAAAGCUGACUGGGCAGAAAAACUAACAAAGGAUCUAAAAGACGAUUUAUUUUCCAAGCUUGGCAAUGACAGCGUGCUACUGUUACCGUGUUCUCCGUACGCGACGCCCUACCACUACACGUUCUACUUGCGGCCAUACAAUAGCGCGUAUUUCUCUAUCGUCAAUGUACUCAAGAGUCCUGCUACACAGGUACCAAUUGGCGUAAACAAGAAGGGUCUGCCACUCGGUAUCCAGGUAGUGGCAGCUCCGCACAACGACGCGCUGUGUUUGGCCGUCGCGAAGUAUUUAGAAAGAGAGUUCGGCGGUGCAGUCAUGGCCUGCAGAAUACGGCAAUAGGAAUAAAACUGCCAUUGUGGCGUUUUAUACAAUAAUUAGGGAACUUGUCAGUUUUGAUUAUAUAAUUUAAUAUAUAUAGUUAUAAAGCGACUAUAUGUUUACUAUAAAAGUACUUGUAGGAAUAUAAAAAUACCCUUUAUAUAUAAAUAAACAAAUUUUAUCUCUUC
This is a messenger RNA of Galleria mellonella (greater wax moth), 1957 nucleotides long. RefSeq names its product fatty-acid amide hydrolase 2-like. The transcript has 12 exons. The record is from RefSeq and is a predicted model, not a curated record. NCBI's taxonomy places the organism in Eukaryota, Metazoa, Arthropoda, Insecta, Lepidoptera, Pyralidae. The coding region runs from base 222 to 1790 and encodes 522 amino acids.